Molecule: messenger RNA, 414 nt
Organism: Solanum dulcamara
Lineage: Eukaryota; Viridiplantae; Streptophyta; Magnoliopsida; Solanales; Solanaceae
Exons: 2
Coding region: 1-414 (137 amino acids)
Cellular component (GO): nucleus; cytoplasm
Molecular function (GO): nucleic acid binding; 3'-5' exonuclease activity
Source: RefSeq, a predicted model, not a curated record
AUGGAGGUGACUAUCGAACAUGACAAGGUGGAUGACAUGAUCUACACAACAACCAUACGUCCAUUAAACAAAAAUCCCAUCAUAGUGGAGACUUUAUGGAAUGGUUCAGAAUUAUAUUAUUAUAAGAAGCAUCCAUUGUCUUUGUGCAGACUAUUGUCUGAUAACAAGACCAUAGUAGUUGGGGUAGGGAUUGAAGAUAUUGUCAAGAAGCUAGAGAAGGAUUGUGAUAUGAAGAUUAGCAAUUCGGUGGACUUGAGGGAUAAGGCUAGGGAAAAGGCUAAUUUUGGUGAUAUUGCUAAUAAUUGUAGUGUGGAGAAAUUGGCUAAGAAGGUUUUGGGUGAUGAGUGGACUGUCAACAAGCCUUCUAAUAUGGAAUGGUCCAAUCGAGAACAUGAUUGGCUUCUUUCCGAUUAA